AUGAAAAAGAGUGAAAUAAUACGUUUAAUUGAGGAGAGUGAUGUGUACAAAAAUGACAACGAAGUUGUUAAAGAUGCUGUAGAUCAAAUAAUAGGGAAUAAAAACCAAAAAUCCGAUCAGGAUAGUGAAAUAGAACUAGAGCGUCUUAGAUUAGAGAGAGCUAAAAUAGAAUUACAAUUAGCGCAAUUAAGGGCUACUGAAAAUAGUACUCAGACUUCCGUUAAUGUAGAGAGUAAAACCGAACCAGAAGAGUCUCUGGAUAGCUUAUUAAAGUCUGACUCUGUAUUUGGGUAUAUUGUAGGAGGUAGCGUUUCGAGUUCAGUUAAAUUAAAUUCUAACUAUUGCGGUUUAAUAUGUGGAGCAGAAGAAUUAAAUUCAAACUUGAGAAAAUUUUGGGAGAUUGAGGAAAUGGGUAAUGAAUUACCUAAAAGUAAAGAGAAUGCUAUUUGUGAGGAGCAUUAUGCGCGAACACAUAGAAGAGAUGAGACAGGAAAAUAUACUGUGCCGAUGCCAUUUAAAGAGCAUUGGUCAUGUCUAGGGAAUUCAAAAGAUAUUGCUCUAAAACGACUCGAAUCGCUGUGGACUCGCCUGUCUAGAGACCAAAAAUAUCUGAAACUGUAUUCUGAUUUUCUAAAGGAGUAUGAGGAGUUAGGCCACAUGAGCGAGAUACAAGAUGAAAGUGUUGAACCUGAAGUGACAUAUUAUAUGCCUCAAAAAACGACGACUAAAGUACGUACUGUGUUUAAUGCGUCCACCUUGACUAGUAUUGGAAAAUCGCUCAACUCAAUUCAGUAUAACGGCGGAGUGAUUCAAGACGAUCUAUUUACAUUGCUAAUUAGAUUCAGAAAACAUAUAUUUGCAUUUACUGCAGAUAUUCGUCAGAUGUAUCGUAUGAUCAAUAUAGAUGAGAGUCAAAGAAAUCUACAAAGAAUUUUAUGGAAAGAGGGAGCUAAUGAGCCCGUUAAAACGUAUCAGCUAAAUACGGUUACCUACGGAACGGUUAGUGCUCCAUAUCUAGCCAUGAGAACACUUAAGCAAAUUUCCAUUGACGAGGGAAAAAACUUUCCAAGUGCUGCAUCAGUCUUGUGCCAUGAUUUUUAUAUGGACGAUGUUUUAAGUGGAGCGAGUACAUUGGAAGAGACAAAAACUUUGCAACAUGAACUUGUUGGCAUUCUAAAAACUACCCAGAUGUCAUUACACAAGUGGUGUGGAAAUACGUCCGAGCUUAUUCCUGCUACUGAGAAAGAGUAUGAGCUCUCAUCUACAGAUGAAAUUAAGACUUUAGGGAUUGCCUGGAAGGCUAAAACUGACUGCUUUACCUUUAAAGUAGAUUUACAGCAUAAUGCCCAUCCUACCAAAAGGUCGGUCUUAUCCAUUAUCGCCCGACUCUUUGAUCCACUUGGGUUACUUGGGCCAGUGAUCACGAAGGCAAAAAUAUUCAUGCAACAAUUGUGGUUGCUCAAGAUCGAUUGGGGUGAAAUGCUUCCCGAGAAAGAAGCUAGUGAAUGGCAAGAGUUUGUAACAUCUUUAAGAAACUUAAAUGACAUUAACAUAGAAAGAUGUAUUGUCAUUCCAAACGCGGAAGUGAAUGAGCUUCAUGGAUUCUGUGACGCGUCUGAAAAGGCAUAUGGCGCUGCAAUCUACGCCAGAACAGUCGAUUCAGCGGGUGAGGUGAAAGUGAAGCUAAUCGCGAGUAAAUCUCGUGUGUCACCAAUCAAGCAGGUAACUAUACCUCGUUUAGAAUUAUGCAGUGCCGUUCUGCUCACCAAAUUGAUGCAGAAGGUAAAAAAUGCCUUAAAAAUGGAUAUUACGUCAGUAUCGUAUUAUUCGCACUCUACAAUCGUGCUUUCGUGGGUGAGAAAAGAGUCACGAGACUUAAAAACAUUUGUUGCGAACAGAGUGGCUACUAUUCAAGAAUCCACAGAAAUGAAUCAGUGGCAUCACGUUCCUUCCGAACAAAAUCCCGCCGACGUCAUUUCAAGAGGACUUGAUCCAACGAGAAUGCAACAAAGUGACUUAUGGUGGUUUGGUCCAACCUUUCUCCAAGAACUGAUUGUGAACUUUCCUGGUGAUUGCGACGACAUCCACGAUUCAUUGGACAGUUCUGUGCAGAACAGGGACGUUUCUUCUGAGAAACUUUAUUUAGCAAAACUCAAAAAUCCAUUUAUUAAUAAUUUGAGAAACUCGAGCAAAAUGUCAGGUCCUUUAACCACCAAGGAACUGCAGUUGGCCAAGUUAACUUUAGUCAAACUUGUUCAGGUAGCUGCCUUUAAUUGUGAAAUAAAAGCCCUCGAAAAAGGUGAAAAUGUUAAUAAGAGUGAGGCAAUCCACUUGGAAAUAGUCACUGACUUAACUGCAGAGGCAAUGAUUGCCACUUUAAAGCGCUUUUUUAGCAGAAGAGGUGUUAGUUCCUCUAUCUGUUCUGAUAACUAA
Messenger RNA from Argiope bruennichi, 2433 nucleotides. RefSeq lists its product as uncharacterized. NCBI's taxonomy places the organism in Eukaryota, Metazoa, Arthropoda, Arachnida, Araneae, Araneidae. The record is from RefSeq and is a predicted model, not a curated record. Bases 1 to 2433 code for a protein of 810 amino acids. The transcript has 4 exons.